This is a messenger RNA of Struthio camelus australis, 7513 nucleotides long. The record is from RefSeq and is a predicted model, not a curated record. NCBI's taxonomy places the organism in Eukaryota, Metazoa, Chordata, Aves, Struthioniformes, Struthionidae.
GACAUACUAUCAAUCAUUCUCCUAACUCCAAAAUGCUACAGACAAUAGUGUUUGUGAAGCGUGUCUGUGGGCUACCAAGUAGUCUGCAGCUAGUGGUUCUGCAGAAAUUGUCACCUGUAUAGCACCUUGAAUGAAAAUUUGAAGAAAGCAGCAUAAUGGGCUGUGUUUUGAGACCUAGCAGCAGCUGGGCAAAAGGCUAGAGAGGUUUUUCCUCUUGUGCAUUUUACGUAUUUCAUUUAGUUCCUUAGUUUUUCAGUAUAGCUAAUUAAAAGGUCCCUUCUUUUGAGGAGAAUUUCUUCUUUUUUCCACAGAUAUCAGGAAAAAAGGCUUUUUCAAACAAGAAAACGAUGAUAAAACAAUCAAGCGUGGGCAGAUAAUAAAUACCAAAAGCUAUUCUUCAGUUAAAAAGAAAAUGACAAACGCCAAGCCAGCUUGUUUUCAGUAUCUUUGGGCAGCAACCAUCAAAUAUUUCAAAUUGUGUCAAUAUUUUUGUUUACUACUUUAGGUAAUUUGGGAGAAAUCUUGAAUACCUGUGGAGAACAACUGAGCAAACACAUCACGUGGAAAACGCACAGAGUACCAGGAAGUGAAUUCUUGACAUCCACAUUGUAACCUGAGUGGACUUUUAUUUAUCUUUUAAACUUCUAAAUAUUUACAAUGAAUGGGCAUAGUGAUGAAGAAAGUGUAAGAAACAGUAGUGGCGAGUCAAGCCGAUCAGAUGAUGAUUCUGGGUCAGCAUCGGGUUCUGGAUCUGGUUCAAGCUCUGGAAGCAGUAGUGAUGGAAGUAGCAGCCAGUCAGGUAGCAGUGACUCUGACUCUGGGUCAGAGUCAGGCAGUCAAUCAGAGUCAGAGUCUGACACAUCUAGAGAGAAGAAACAAGUUCAAGCUAAGCCACCAAAAGUUGAUGGAUCUGAGUUUUGGAAGUCCAGUCCAAGUAUACUUGCUGUGCAGAGAUCAGCAGUGCUCAAGAAGCAGCAGCAACAGCAACAAAAGGCACCUUCAUCAGACAGUGGUUCAGAAGAGGACUCAUCUAGCAGUGAAGAUUCUGCAGAUGACUCAUCCAGUGAAACCAAGAAGAAAAAACAUAAAGAUGAAGACUGGCAAAUGUCUGGGUCAGGGUCAGUAUCAGGAACUGGCUCCGACUCUGAAUCAGAGGAAGAUAGAGAGAAAAGCAGUUGUGAAGAGAGUGAAUCUGACUAUGAGCCAAAAAACAAGGUCAAAAGCCGGAAACCUCCAAGCAGAAUUAAGCCAAAAAGCGGCAAAAAGAGUACAGGACAGAAAAAGAGGCAGCUCGAUUCAUCCGACGAUGACGACGACGACGACGAGGACGAUGAUGAUUAUGAUAAGAGAGGAUCUCGUCGCCAGGCAACAGUCAAUGUUAGUUACAAAGAAGCUGAAGAAACUAAGACAGAUUCUGAUGACUUGCUGGAAGUCUGUGGAGAAGAUGUCCCACAACCUGAAGAAGAUGAAUUUGAAACUAUAGAGAAGUUUAUGGACAGUCGAAUCGGCCGAAAAGGAGCCACUGGUGCUGCAACCACUAUCUAUGCAGUUGAGGCAGAUGGUGAUCCAAAUGCUGGGUUCGAAAAGUCAAAGGAGCCAGGAGAAGUACAAUAUCUUAUUAAAUGGAAAGGCUGGUCCCACAUCCAUAAUACUUGGGAAACUGAGGAGACUUUGAAGCAACAAAAUGUUAAAGGAAUGAAGAAACUGGACAAUUAUAAGAAAAAGGAUCAGGAAACAAAACGAUGGCUGAAAAAUGCUUCUCCAGAAGAUGUGGAAUAUUAUAACUGCCAGCAGGAACUUACAGAUGAUCUACAUAAACAAUAUCAAAUAGUGGAAAGAAUAAUUGCUCAUUCAAAUCAGAAAUCAGCAGCUGGUUAUCCAGAUUACUAUUGCAAAUGGCAGGGUCUGCCUUACUCAGAAUGCAGCUGGGAAGAUGGUGCUCUCAUUGCUAAAAAAUUUCAGGCACGCAUUGACGAGUAUUUUAGCAGAAAUCAAUCCAAGACCACUCCCUUUAAGGACUGCAAGGUUCUAAAACAGAGGCCAAGGUUUGUUGCGCUAAAGAAGCAACCGUCUUAUAUUGGAGGGCAUGAAAGUUUAGAAUUAAGAGACUAUCAGUUAAAUGGACUGAACUGGCUUGCUCAUUCAUGGUGCAAAGGGAAUAGUUGUAUUCUUGCGGAUGAAAUGGGUUUGGGUAAAACAAUACAAACGAUUUCUUUUCUGAACUACCUAUUUCAUGAACAUCAACUAUAUGGACCUUUCUUGCUCGUCGUGCCACUUUCCACCUUGACAUCUUGGCAAAGAGAGAUUCAGACUUGGGCUCCUCAGAUGAAUGCUGUGGUUUACUUAGGAGAUAUAACUAGCAGAAAUAUGAUAAGAACUCAUGAAUGGAUGCAUCCACAGACCAAGCGAUUAAAAUUUAAUAUACUUCUAACAACUUAUGAAAUCUUGCUGAAAGAUAAGUCGUUCCUUGGUGGUCUGAAUUGGGCAUUUAUAGGAGUUGACGAAGCUCAUCGUUUAAAAAAUGACGAUUCCCUUCUGUACAAGACUUUAAUAGACUUUAAGUCUAACCAUCGUCUUCUUAUUACUGGAACUCCUCUGCAAAACUCCCUCAAGGAGCUUUGGUCUUUGCUUCACUUCAUCAUGCCAGAAAAGUUUUCUUCCUGGGAAGAUUUUGAAGAGGAGCAUGGCAAAGGGAGAGAGUUUGGUUAUGCAAGUCUUCACAAAGAACUUGAACCAUUUCUACUGAGAAGAGUUAAAAAAGAUGUAGAAAAGUCUUUACCUGCUAAGGUUGAACAAAUUUUGAGGAUGGAAAUGAGUGCAUUGCAAAAGCAAUAUUACAAGUGGAUUUUAACAAGGAAUUACAAAGCUCUGAGUAAAGGUUCAAAAGGCAGUACCUCAGGCUUUUUGAACAUCAUGAUGGAACUCAAGAAGUGUUGUAACCAUUGCUACCUCAUUAAACCACCAGAUGAUAAUGAAUUCUAUAAUAAACAGGAGGCCUUACAGCAUUUAAUACGUAGCAGCGGGAAACUAAUCCUUCUUGACAAGCUACUGAUUCGUCUCCGAGAACGUGGCAACAGAGUUUUGAUUUUCUCUCAGAUGGUGAGGAUGCUGGACAUCCUAGCAGAGUAUUUGAAGUAUCGUCAGUUUCCCUUUCAAAGACUCGAUGGGUCAAUAAAAGGGGAAUUGAGGAAACAAGCACUGGAUCAUUUUAAUGCAGAAGGAUCAGAGGACUUCUGCUUUUUACUGUCUACCAGAGCCGGAGGAUUAGGUAUAAACUUGGCAUCUGCUGACACUGUAGUUAUAUUUGAUUCUGACUGGAAUCCACAGAACGAUCUGCAAGCGCAGGCUAGAGCCCAUAGGAUUGGACAGAAGAAGCAGGUUAAUAUUUAUCGGCUAGUCACAAAAGGAUCAGUAGAAGAGGAUAUUCUUGAAAGAGCCAAGAAAAAGAUGGUGUUAGAUCAUUUAGUAAUUCAGAGGAUGGACACUACAGGGAAAACUGUGCUACAUACAGGCUCUACUCCUUCAAGCUCAACGCCCUUUAAUAAGGAAGAGUUAUCAGCAAUUUUGAAAUUUGGUGCUGAGGAACUUUUUAAAGAACCAGAAGGGGAAGAACAGGAGCCCCAGGAAAUGGAUAUAGAUGAAAUCUUGAAGAGGGCUGAAACGCGGGAAAAUGAGCCAGGCCCAUUAACUGUAGGAGAUGAGCUGCUUUCACAGUUUAAGGUGGCCAACUUUUCCAAUAUGGAUGAAGAUGACAUUGAGUUGGAACCAGAACGAAAUUCAAGAAAUUGGGAAGAAAUCAUUCCAGAAGUCCAGCGGCGAAGAAUAGAAGAGGAGGAAAGACAAAAAGAACUUGAAGAAAUAUAUAUGCUCCCAAGGAUGAGAAACUGUGCAAAACAGAUCAGCUUUAAUGGAAGCGAAGGAAGACGCAGUAGGAACAGAAGGUAUUCUGGAUCUGAUAGUGACUCCAUCUCAGAAAGAAAACGGCCAAAGAAACGUGGAAGACCGCGAACUAUUCCUCGAGAGAAUAUUAAAGGAUUUAGUGAUGCAGAGAUUAGACGAUUUAUCAAGAGUUACAAGAAAUUCGGUGGCCCUCUUGAAAGGUUAGACGCUAUAGCUAGAGAUGCUGAGCUAGUUGAUAAAUCUGAGACCGACCUUAGGCGUCUGGGAGAGCUUGUACAUAAUGGAUGCAUUAAGGCUUUAAAGGACAAUUCUUCCGGACCAGAAAGAGCAGGAGGUAGACUUGGGAAAGUUAAAGGCCCAACAUUCCGAAUAUCAGGAGUGCAAGUAAAUGCAAAGCUCGUCAUUUCUCACGAAGAAGAGUUGGCACCGUUGCAUAAAUCCAUUCCUUCAGAUCCAGAAGAAAGGAAAAGAUAUGUCGUCCCCUGCCACACCAAGGCAGCUCAUUUUGAUAUAGAUUGGGGUAAGGAAGAUGAUUCCAAUCUGUUAAUAGGCAUCUAUGAAUAUGGUUACGGCAGCUGGGAAAUGAUAAAAAUGGAUCCUGAUCUCAGUUUGACACAGAAGAUUUUACCUGACGAUCCAGAUAAGAAACCCCAGGCCAAGCAGUUACAGACCCGUGCAGACUACCUCAUUAAAUUACUGAAUAAAGACCUUGCAAGAAAGGAAGCACAGAGACUUGCUGGUGCAGGCAAUUCAAAGAGGAGGAAAACAAGAACUAAGAAGAAUAAAGUGCUAAAGGCUGCAAAAGUAAAAGAAGAAAUAAAAAGUGACUCUUCUCCACCACCCUCAGAAAAGUCUGAUGAAGAUGAAGAUGAGGAUAACAAGGAUGAGAUUGUUUCAGUGAAACAUCCACAUAAAAAAAUAAAAGCAGAAAAAGAAAAUGAAGAAAAGCCUGAGCCAGAUAUUGGUAUAAAGAAGGAAGCUGAAGAAAAAAGAGAGACAAAAGAGAAGGAAAAUAAGAGGGAUUUGAAAAGGGAGAAAAAAGAAAAAGAGGAUAAGAAAGAAUUAAAAGAAAAAGAUAUUAAAGAAAAGAGAGAAAACAAAGUAAAAGAAUCCACACAGAAAGAAAAAGAAGUAAAGGAAGAGAAGGUGAAUGAAACCAAAUCUGAAAAUAAAGAAAAAACUAAAAAAGUUCCGUUGUCGGAUACUCCGGUUCAUAUUACAGCAACUAGUGAGCCAGUUCCUAUAUCUGAGGAAUCUGAAGAGCUUGAUCAGAAGACAUUCAGUGUGUGCAAAGAAAGAAUGAGGCCUGUCAAAGCAGCGUUGAAACAGCUGGAUAGACCAGAGAAAGGCCUUUCUGAAAGGGAACAGCUAGAACAUACUAGACAGUGUCUAAUCAAAAUUGGAGAUCACAUUACUGAAUGUCUAAAGGAGUACACAAAUCCUGAACAAAUUAAACAAUGGAGGAAAAAUCUGUGGAUAUUUGUCUCUAAGUUUACAGAAUUUGAUGCCAGAAAGCUGCACAAGCUGUACAAACAUGCAAUCAAAAAACGUCAAGAGUCUCAGCAACACAACGACCAGAAUAUCAGCAGCAAUGUGAAUACACAUGUAAUUAGAAAUCCAGAUGUGGAAAGACUGAAAGAGAAUACAAAUCAUGAUGACAGUAGCAGGGACAGUUAUUCUUCUGAUAGACACCUGUCACAAUACCAUGAUCAUCACAAAGACAGGCAUCAGGGAGAUGCUUAUAAAAAAAGUGACUCGAGGAAAAGGCCCUAUUCAGCCUUCAGCAAUGGAAAAGAUCAUAGAGACUGGGAUCACUACAAACAAGACAGCAGAUACUACAGUGAUAGUAAACACAGAAAGUUGGAUGAUCACAGGAGCAGAGAUCACAGGUCAAACUUGGAAGGAAGUUUAAAAGACAGUCGGCCUCAUUCAGACCACCGUUCCCAUUCAGACCACCGGAUACAUUCAGAUCACCGUUCCACUUCAGAGUACAGUCAUCAUAAAUCUUCUCGAGAUUAUAGGUACCACUCAGACUGGCAAAUGGACCACAGAGCUUCUGGUAGUGGCCCAAGGUCACCAUUAGAUCAGAGGUCUCCUUACGGUUCAAGAUCUCCCUUAGGACACAGAUCUCCGUUUGAACACUCAUCAGAUCACAAAAGUACACCUGAACAUUCAUGGAGUAGCCGGAAAACAUAACGAAGACUGACAUUUUCUGGACCCUCUUUUAGCCAUAUACAGUAAACUAACACAGUAAUUGCCUUACAUGACUUGAAAGAUAUGGACUGGAUAUUCUAUCAGUAGCAGUAUUGUUACUUCUUUCCAGGAUGCAAGGUCUAUUAUCCCAACAGAAGAAAAAUAUUUUUGUAUUUAAAGUUUAUGCUGCACUGUGCUGCAAAUGUUGUGGCACUUUUUUUUAAGAAAUGGAAGAUGUUUACUUUUACAGGGACCUCAACACUGCCCCGUUCAGACUGGAUCUUAUUAUAAAACUCUUCAUGUCAAAGUGGUUUUAGGCUGAACACAGUUUAAAUUAUGUUUGUAAAUGAACUUUUAAACACUGACCUGUGAUCAUGUUUCAGGAAGGAAUGAGGAGUUUGGUUUUUUGGGUUUUUUUUUGUUGUUUUUUUCUUAGUAAAGAACUCUCAAGGACUUUGUUCACUUUCCAAAGCUACUUGUUUACAUUGUACACUGCGACCACCUUGCCGCUUUUCAUCACAAGCUUGAAUAUUUAAAUUCUGUACCUAUACCUGUAAAAUAGCCAGGAUUUCUCCUGUUCGUGAUCAGUUGUAAUGCCUUUUUACAAAACAAAACAAAAAAACACAAAAAUGGCUGUAAAUUAUUGUAAAUUAAUUAAAUGAGCUUUUUCCCCUCUCAGGCUUUUUUUGACUGUUCCUUUCCCCACCAACUCAGGCCUUCUUAUCACAAGUAUGAAACAAAAUCAGUGUACUUACACUUUUUAAUAAAAUAUCUUGAUGGAAUCACUGUUCAGAAUGUAAAAAUGGGGAAAGGGAACAUUUUAUUCCAUUUAGUGCUCCUUUUUUUUAUUGGAUACUUUAGAUACAUGUUUUGGUUUUUUUUCUAUUAAACUGUUCAGUGUUGUGAUUGUUGUAAUGAAAUGGUGAGAAAUAUUUAGCUAAACUGUGCUCUGGAAAUUUUUUCAGGUGCAUUGGUUUUAAAGAAGGAGUGUUCAAUAUCUGAACACUUCAGAAUCCAAAUCAGCCAAAAUUUAUUGUAAAUCCAUUUGUUUUCCCUCUUUAACAUGGGCAAUAAUGUCAAAUGUGCUAUGCAGCCAGUUAAUAUUUUAGAAGAUUUGAAUGACUUUAUUAAUAGAAUUGUUACAAUGCACACUGAUUGUACAUAGAUAACUUCUAUCUGACAAAUUAAAUUUAAACUAAAAGGAUAUGUGGGCUCUUGUAGUUUUCUACUGGUGUUUUUCUACAAUGUACCUUUCUCAUAUUUAAGUAUAAAAACAUUAAACUCUUGUAAAUACUAAAUUUUAAUACGCAACUGAAAAUUAGGAAAGAUAAACUUCUAGCCUAGUAUUGUGUGGUUGGAGCCAUAGCUGUUGCUCCAUUUUUUUUUCUCUUGUCUUGCAAUGUUGAACGUUUUUUCCCAA